Pseudonaja textilis is the source of this 1286-nucleotide messenger RNA. Lineage: Eukaryota; Metazoa; Chordata; Lepidosauria; Squamata; Elapidae. The record is from RefSeq and is a predicted model, not a curated record.
GACGGGAGUGCGGCGUCUUCGUUUUGACGUCCCAAGGAAGCGGAAAUUCUGCAGAGUUGGGAGGGCAUAGAAAACAUCACAAGGAGAACUUGGAAACUCUUACUAUUGCAAAAGACAGAAUAUAGCAAUGACCACAACAGGUACCAGAAUGGCUGGAGGUAGGAAGCAGAGAUGUCAUGCAGAAGCACAAAAGCAGGGUGGAAACAUUAAAGAAGUAAAAAAUGUACAAGCUGGCAAAGCAGAUAUCUCUGAUUGUGUUCGCCAAGAAAUUGAAAGCUGUUACCGACUCAAAAUGCCUGAAGAUUUCUAUCAUUUCUGGAAAUUCUGUGAGGAAUUAGAACCUGCCAAGCCAUGUGACGCUCUCAAAUCAAGUAUUGGACUUCAGCUUGUUGGACCAUAUGACUUACUUUCUGGAAAACAUAUAAACACAAAUAAAUCAAAAAUAAAUUUCAACCUUCAUUGGAGAUUUUUUUAUGAUCCUCCUGAAUUUCAGACAAUUAUUGUUGGAGAGAGCAAAACACAAUAUCAUAUGGGAUAUUUCAGAGAUAUACCAGAUCAACUGCCAGUGUGGGUUGGUGAAACUGAAACCCAGAAAGGCUGUACAAUUUAUCAAGUUGGUGACAAUAUAUUUGCAGCUGUAAAAUUAUUUUUGUCUAAAAAGCUUAAAGAACUGACUAAUAAAAAGAGAGGUGGCCUAUUAAGGGACAUAGAUGAAAAACUAACUAAAACAGCAAAACAAUUGGGUUACUCAUUGGAACAAAAAAGCUUGAAGAUGAAACAGCGAGAUAAAAAGGUAGUAACAAAGACAUUUCACGGAGCUGGUUUAGUUGUUCCUGUAGAUAAGAAUAAUGUUGGAUACAGAGAGCUUCCUGAAACAAAUGCAAAUCUCAAAAGAAUUUGUAAAACCAUUGUAGAUGCUCCUAAUGAUGACCAAAGAUUGAAAGCCUUUGCUCCUAUUCAGGAAAUGUUAACUUUUGUUCAGUUUGCGAAUGAUGAAUGUGACUAUGGAAUGGGAUAUGAACUGGGCAUAGACCUCUUCUGCUGUGGGUCACAUUAUUUUCACAAGAUUAUCAGCCGCUUGUUGCCUCUUGCAUAUAGCCUGCUGAAAAGAGAUCUGUUUGCAGAGAUAAUUGAAGCUCAUUUAGCUAAUAGAAGAAAAGAGAAGGUAGAUCUACUUGCAGCAUGAUAAACACUAAAAUACUGUAAAAUACUAUUUAUGAAUUUUAAAUGUUUUUUUCUACUAAUGUGUACUUAUUGUGUGAUAAAUAAACAUUUUUUCUAAAUGA